UGGGGCCCAUGGGGUUGGAGGGGCCAUGGGCGAGGAGGGGGGGCUACAGCCGGCGGGUGGUGGUGAACAGUGUGCCCAUCACGGACGCGGCUGUAGCGCGGGCAGAAGAACUCGCUGGGCCCAUCCACCCGGGCAGCUACUGGUACGACGUGCAUGCUGGCUUCUGGGGAGUCAUCGGAGGGCCCUGCCUUGGGAUCAUUCCGGCGGGCAUCUGGGACCUGGCCCUAGCUCCCCUACUCCGCCACUGCUCCAGCGGGCAGACGCUCGUGCUGGUGAACGGGAGGGAGCUGCAGCGGCAAGACCUAGACAUCCUCAUGCAGAGGGGCCUGCUGGACCACCCGGGCGCGGCCUACCUGCUGGACAUCCAUGGCAACCUCGCAGAUGCCACGAAUGGAGAACCCCUGCCCUGCCUUGGCAAGCUGGCUCCCUCACUCGAGCUCAAGGGCAGGGGGGCAGGGAUGUUCGUACCCAAACAGCCAACGCAGGGGUGAUACUCUCAACUCUGUAACAUGUCUAGUGUGCAAUGAUGUUCUCAGUGAGGCACGGUCCAAAAUAUUUUUAUUUGUAAAUGGAGCACAAUUUCAUCCAGCAGGCGGAGAGGUGGAGUGGAGUGCACCUCGGGCAGCAUGCUGGGUCUGUCGGUGUGCUGUGAGCAGGGCCCUAGAUAUCAGCCUUUUUACGCUGAUUCAGCCUUUUUUCAGACAUUUUGUUGGUACCAAGGCUGAACACUCAGCCUUUUUUGUUUAGUGGGCCCUGAAAAAUCAGCCUUUUUAUUUGUGU
Molecule: messenger RNA, 780 nt
Organism: Closterium sp. NIES-67
Lineage: Eukaryota; Viridiplantae; Streptophyta; Zygnematophyceae; Desmidiales; Closteriaceae
Source: the annotation of a GenBank genome assembly